AUGCAUUACGUUGCAAUCAAGCCAGAUCAACAGCAGUUCCUUCACUAUUUCUUUGACAUUUUGCAUGGUGAAGGUAGAGUUUCAGACGCCUUAGCCAAGGUUUCGCCGGGGCUUUAUGACUUCGUCUAUGAUUGCUAUCGACCAAUGCACUUGCGCAAUAUCUCUUCCGCGGACGUUGAUAAGUUCCUCGCCGGCAAGCCCCCUCUAAGUGAUAACGAGAUUCGCGAACAGCUGCCAAACUGGCUUUACGACAAACUCCCUGCUUUCUUGCCACGACACGCAGACGUUCUCCCUCCGCGCCGCGCCUGGGAUCAUAUGAUCGAGCUUAUGCCGGGGAAGGAACCUCCUUAUUUUAAGAACCGUCCCUUAUCACCAUUGAAACUUGAAGCAGUUCGCAAGUGGAUCGACGACAAUCUCUCGAAAGGUUUUAUUAAAGAGUCAAGAUCGCGAAGUACAGCUUUACUACUCUUUGUAGCCAAGUCUGGCGAAGGAAUACAAAUCUAUCAAGAUUACUGUGACUUGAACAAUAUUACCAUAAAAAAUCGAUACCCUUUGCCUAUUAUUCAGGAGACUUUUGAUAUAUUAUAUAAUACUAAAGUCUAUACAAAACUUGAUAUCAUUGCUGCCUUCAACAAAUUUCGGAUCGCUAAAGACAACAAGUAA
This is a messenger RNA of Sclerotinia borealis F-4128, 663 nucleotides long. NCBI's taxonomy places the organism in Eukaryota, Fungi, Ascomycota, Leotiomycetes, Helotiales, Sclerotiniaceae. The record is from the annotation of a GenBank genome assembly.